ACAGUUCAUUCACAUCAUAUGUGAAUUUCUCGCCUCCACCACUAACAGCACACUCCUUUCUCUGUCAAGCAUACACUGCCAUGGUUUCGCCAACCAAAAUAGAGGUCCUCACCGACCUCUCUCCCUUCAUCAAGGUCUACACAGAGCGCCUCCUCGGCACGCCACACGUUCCUCCGUCGCCGGAAGACCCUACCACCGGCGUCGCCUCUAAAGAUACCACCAUAACGCCCAAUGUGUCCGCCAGACUCUACCUCCCGAAACUCAGCAACCCCACGCAAAAGCUCCCCAUCUUAGUCUACUACCAUGGCGGCGGAUUCUGCGUCGAUUCCGCCUUCUCUUGCCAAUACCACCGCUACAUGAACCUUCUGUCCUCCAAAUCCGGGGCUCUGGUUGUCUCCGUCGAGUAUCGCCUCGCUCCCGAGUACCUCCUCCCUGCGGCGUACGAAGAUUCUUGGGACGCCCUCAAAUGGGUUUGUUCCCACGUUCUUGACCAUACCCAUUUCGAGAAAGAUCAGUGGAUCACCAACCACGCCGAUUUUAACCGGGUUUUCAUCGGCGGCGACAGCGCCGGCGGGAAUGUCACCCACAACAUCGCUAUGCAUGCCGGGUCAGAGUCUUUACCCGGAAACGUGAAAAUCCUGGGUGCAGUUCUUUCAUAUCCCCACUUCUGGGGCUCUAAUCCCAUUGGAGACGAACCAACAGAAGAUAUGGAGCAGCAUAUAGCUUACAGGCUGUCGUUAUUCGUAUACCCGUCUGCUCCUGGUGGGAUUGAUAACCCGUCCAUUAAUCCACUGGCCGAUGGAGCUCCGAGCUUAUCCCGCUUGGGAUGCUCCAAGAUUAUAGUUAAGUUGGCAGAGAAGGAUGACUUUACGUCGAGGGGUUUAGCUUACGCAGAGGAAGUCAAGAGCAGUGGGUGGAAAGGUGACGUGGAGGUGGUGGUGGUUGAAGGAGAGGGUCAUUGCUUUCAUAUACUUGAUCCUGAAACUGAGAAGGCGAAGAAUCUCAUCAAGCGUUUGGCUUCGUUCAUCUCACAGUGAAAUUUAUGAGUGUUUGUUUCCUUGGCAUAUCGCUUGUUGCUUGAGUAUUACUAGGGUUUGAAAUAAAUGCAGUACGAGGCGCAUGAAUAUUAAGUGAUGAAUAUAAAAUUAAAUCUAAAAGUUAUAUUAUGUUAAUAUCAUUGCUCCAUGUUAUAAUAUAUAAUAAUAAAAUUAUAUGUUAGACUAUUCGUGUCACGUUUGAGUUAUGCUACAAGCUAUUAUUUAUCGUUUA
This is a messenger RNA of Sesamum indicum (sesame), 1269 nucleotides long. Its product is annotated as 2-hydroxyisoflavanone dehydratase. Lineage: Eukaryota; Viridiplantae; Streptophyta; Magnoliopsida; Lamiales; Pedaliaceae. The record is from RefSeq and is a predicted model, not a curated record. Gene Ontology annotation, molecular function: hydrolase activity.